AGCUCUUGGCUUUUUGCAGUUUCUCUCAGUACUGAUGGUCCGACCUUGGGAUGAAUUUGCUAGGACACCCCCCCCCACCCACCGGUCUUCACUGAAUAAGAUGUUGGACUUUUUGUUUGGAAAAGGCCUUCUAGCCCUCCCCAGAUUGAUGGGCAGUGAUAAUUAGUUCUCUAAGAUCACUGCUGAUGCUAACACACACCUGAAUGCUGACUGUCAAAACCUUUGCUGUUAUACAGGUGCUCACAUUUACUGAUGAUCACUUAAUCCAGUCCCUUUGAUUAUACUUCCAAUGAGAUUGUAUUUAGCUCAUUUUAAGACCUGCUGAGGACCAGACCAGUUUUAUUUUGCUCUCAUUGUAAAAUGCUGGAAUUGAAAGAGGGCACACUUUCUUUUUCACAUUUCUCUGUCAGCUGUUGUUCCAUUGACUCUGGACUGUAUUGUUUCUAAAUCUGCCCGUCAUCCAAGCACACAGGCAGAACAAUGCCACAGCAUUAUGUCACUGACUGACUGACAGAACAGAUAUGUGUGUAUGUGUCUGAUGCACUGUCACACAGGUGAAAUCCCUCUGUGUCUUUAGUUGGCUUCCUGAGCUCAUUGUCUCUCCCGUCGUCCUCUCCGUCUAGCACAGUUUGUUUUGGCAGCCCCGGGUGUCUGAUGCGAGUACCGCUGGGUCCCAGCAGGGACUGGACCUAGUGGUGCCCCCCCAUCCUCAACCCUGAUUCUGCUGACAGGGCCCAACCCACCAUGCUGAGAUAAUGCCAUUCCAGAGGGAUCGUGGCUAAAGCCUCUCUUUCUGGCUCUCAGCCAAAGUAGACCAGACUGUCUUCAGUUGCUAUGGAUAUUGCCAUCCAGCACCCCUGGUUCAGACGUGCCCUGGGCUCUGUCUACCCUGCCAGACUCUUUGACCAGUUUUUUGGAGAGGGCAUGUUUGAUUAUGACCUCUUCCCUUACGCCGCCUCCACCAUCAGCCCCUAUUACAGACAGUCACUCUUCCGCAACGUUUUGGAUUUUUCCAACUCUGGGAUCUCAGAGGUGAGAUCUGACAGGGAUAAGUUCACAGUCUACUUGGAUGUCAAGCACUUCUCUCCUGAUGAGCUCAGUGUGAAAGUCACUGACGACUAUGUGGAGAUCCAGGGCAAGCAUGGAGAAAGACAGGACGACCACGGUUACAUCUCCCGUGAGUUUCAUCGCCGUUACCGCCUCCCCUCUAGCGUUGACCAAUCAUCCAUCACCUGCACCUUGUCAGCUGACGGUCUGCUGACUCUGACCGGACCAAAGGUCACCGGAGGGAGCGAGUCUGGCCGCAGUGAGCGCAGUAUCCCCGUGACUCGUGAUGAUAAGCCCAACGCUGCCGCCUCCUCCUAGAGGCCAAGUGCUGGUGGUUGACCCGGGGUACUGAAGGAGCUCAGCCCCGUAAAUAACCAGCAUCAACGGGGAUGGACGACUCCGGAAUUCUUCUUUCCCCCUUACCUUAGAGGAUAUCUGUGUCUUCCCUGCUUCUCUUUCUAUAGUUACUUCUUAACUCAUUAGUAUCAUUGUUUUAAGUAUAACAAAAAUCAGCCCGCCAAGGCAGUCAAGUAAGAGGUGGCUGGAGUUUUUAAAGAGAGAAGUCAUCUGGAGACAUUCACACGGCCCAGCAUGUUUCAGAGCAGUACUCUGACGGUACGGGCUGGCUUUAAGCUUGAAACAAAAAUGUCUUGCAUGUUCUGUACCACAUAUUAAAAUCGCAGAGGAGCCCUGGUUUCUCCCAUUCUUGUUCUUCCUCUGAAGCCUCUGUCUCACAUAUAUCCUGUACUGAAGUCUAAGCUUUGUUCAGUGGAUAUCUGCUCACAAUUCAAGUCCAUACUAAAGAAGCAAUAAAGCUGUACAAUUAACAAAAUGCAA
Messenger RNA from Oreochromis niloticus (Nile tilapia), 1884 nucleotides. RefSeq names its product crystallin, alpha A (gene cryaa). The transcript has 4 exons. Gene Ontology annotation, cellular component: cytoplasm; nucleus. The record is from RefSeq and is a predicted model, not a curated record. NCBI's taxonomy places the organism in Eukaryota, Metazoa, Chordata, Actinopteri, Cichliformes, Cichlidae. Gene Ontology annotation, biological process: protein refolding; negative regulation of apoptotic process; lens development in camera-type eye. Gene Ontology annotation, molecular function: structural constituent of eye lens. Bases 835 to 1365 code for a protein of 176 amino acids.